AUGACUAUGUUUCCAAUUGAGCUUCCUCUCAGCGAUGCUCCCCCGGAUCGCGGGCCCAUCUCGGGUUCCCCACCCACCGACAUCUACCAGCUGUUCGUGGCCGUCUACCACCGCGGCGAGCUGUCUCUUGGCGACUACCGAAAGCGUCUCGGCUUCUCCGCCUACCACUGGGCCAUCCUCGUCCUGGACUCGAACACCGAACGCUACCACGCCUACGACGUGACUGACGGAUCCUCGCCUGACCCAGUGAUGCGACGCGACCUCAAUCCCGACUUCCAAUGGACCUACCGAGUCAAGACCAAUGUCCACCCGGAGUCGUGUGACUCCCUUCUCGUCAGAAUGGCAAUCGGAGAAGUUGACGACGGAAUCGGCCCGGAUACCAUCAAGCUCCUCCUCCAGUCUGUUCAGCUGCCGAUUAAGGGUGCUUAUCCUCCCCAAAACUGUGUCAACUGGAUCAGGGCUGUUCUGCACAAGCUUCGCUUACAUGGCUACACCCAUAACCUGCACGACAUUGAGAUGACUAUUGAUCGUGCUCUUGCUUAUGCUGAUCUUCGUAUGAUGGACCCUGACCAUUCUGUUGCUGUUCUUGAUCACCUUGGCAACGAACUGUUUUACAGGCCAUAUGUGAGGUGA
Messenger RNA from Penicillium expansum, 633 nucleotides. RefSeq lists its product as uncharacterized. The record is from RefSeq and is a predicted model, not a curated record. Bases 1 to 633 code for a protein of 210 amino acids. Lineage: Eukaryota; Fungi; Ascomycota; Eurotiomycetes; Eurotiales; Aspergillaceae. The transcript has 2 exons.